Talaromyces atroroseus is the source of this 1305-nucleotide messenger RNA. RefSeq names its product Ribose-phosphate pyrophosphokinase 5. The transcript is spliced from 3 exons. Gene Ontology annotation, biological process: 5-phosphoribose 1-diphosphate biosynthetic process; purine nucleotide biosynthetic process. The record is from RefSeq and is a predicted model, not a curated record. Gene Ontology annotation, cellular component: cytoplasm; ribose phosphate diphosphokinase complex. Gene Ontology annotation, molecular function: magnesium ion binding; ribose phosphate diphosphokinase activity. Bases 1 to 1305 code for a protein of 434 amino acids. Lineage: Eukaryota; Fungi; Ascomycota; Eurotiomycetes; Eurotiales; Trichocomaceae.
AUGGUCAGGAACAUUGUUAUUAUUGGGGGUACGUCCCACCCACAGCUUACGCAAACGAUCUGCAAUCACCUCGGUGUUCCAGAGGCGAAUGUCUUGCUCUCGAAAUUUGCUGUCGGCGAGACUCGAGUGGAGAUCCAAGAGUCAGUUCGAGAAAAAGAUGUUUAUAUCAUUCAAUCGGGUGGAGGAAAAGUGAAUGAUCAUCUGAUCGAGCUGUUGAUUACUAUAUCUGCUUGCAAAACUGCAUCUGCAAAACGGGUCACUGCCGUGCUACCGUUGUUUCCUUAUUCUCGUCAAAGUGAUAUCCCAUACCGAAAAAACGGUGCCCCAUUGGUCAAAUCGUCAACUCAGCACCAGUUCACCUUUGAAAGUACUCCUUCGACACCGCAGCUCGGGAGUCAGGAAGGCCAAGCGAUGACCCACGAUGUAGAAAGCUUGCAGAAGAGUCUUGCCAAAGCUCAGAUCGAACCUGAGGUGAACGGAUCUCCCGUCAAGCGACGCCCUAUCGGCAGUGGGGGAAAGCGAAGUGAUACACUCGACUCCAUUCGCUCGGAAUCCAGCCUUCCCAAUGGCGUGAACAAUGAGGAGACAGCGAGCACGACUAGUGCUGCUGCUAGGGUUCAUGACUUCGAACCUCGUCCUGGGUAUCGACAGUGGGUUGCUCAGGCUGGGACUUUGAUUGCAGAUCUUCUAACUUCUGCCGGCGCUGAUCAUAUUAUCACAAUGGACUUGCAUGACCCUCAGUACCAGGGAUUCUUCGAUAUCCCAGUUGAUAAUCUCUACGGCCGGCCGUUGCUAAAGAGAUAUAUACAACGUAACAUCCCCGAUUACAAGAAUACUAUCAUCGUCAGUCCCGACGCUGGUGGCGCCAAGAGAGCAACAGCUAUUGCAGACUCGAUGGGCGUUGAAUUCGCGUUAAUACACAAGGAGCGACGACCUACCAAAAUAUCAGACAGACAGAAUGCCACGAUGAUGCUUGUUGGAGACGUACGGGAUCGAAUAGCUAUUCUUAUCGAUGAUUUGGCAGAUACCUCAAAUACCAUCACCCGAGCGGCCAAGUUACUCAAGAAAGAAGGUGCUGCCAAAGUCUACGCUCUCAUUACUCAUGGCAUUUUGAGUGGUGACGCUAUAGAGCGCAUCAACGCUAGCGCUCUGGAUAAGGUCGUAGUCACGAAUACAGUUGACCAGGAUGAACACUGCAGACGCUGCCCCAAGCUGGAAGUUCUUGAAGUUGGCAAUAUUUUCGCUGAGGCUAUUCGACGUGUUCACCACGGUGAGAGCAUCAGUGUUCUUUUCCAAUAUGACUAG